Messenger RNA from Peronospora matthiolae, 1509 nucleotides. NCBI's taxonomy places the organism in Eukaryota, Oomycota, Peronosporomycetes, Peronosporales, Peronosporaceae. The record is from the annotation of a GenBank genome assembly.
AUGCAGCGCAGCAGUUCGUUUCUAGCAAGUGGGGCAAGUGUAGAGGCGACUGACGCGUUGGUCGAUAUGGCAGACGUGGCCAAGUGCAGUCGCAGUGCCUUGCCAGUCCCGGUCGAAGCCAGUGUCGUGAGUGACACGACGACGAGCAGCAGUGACCGCUCGCGCUCGAGCUCCUGCAGUAGCUCUGGCUCGAGCGCGAACGCUCUGGACGACGACUAUGGCGCCCACGCGCUGUCGUUGUUGUCGUCGUCAGAAGAGAACGAGGAGGAGGAAGACAAGGAGAAGGACGUGGACGUGCUUGGUGGCGCGCAGACGGGCGCUGGUGGCAGUGCAUUUCUGGUCAAACCCAUGACGUCGAGACUGCAAGUGUGUCCAGUGGACGACUUGGCGGUAGAGGACGAGAAACGACGACGCCGGUCGCGACGGCAUCGAAAGAGUGAGCAGACACACAACAGCAAGAACGUGCUGCUGCUCUGUGGCAUGAGUCGCGACGCGGAGAGCCUCCCGUCCACGCCGAGUCCGAUUCUGGUCCGUACACGUCGCAGUGACAGCUCGCCAGCGCUCAUGGCACCACCAGCGAUGGCUACAACGAACACGUGGCCGUCGUCCGAGAGCACUCGAGACAAUGGACACGAGUCGACUGAAGCUUCAGCGCCCUCGUCAGUAGCAGAAGGUUUUUCUGCUGCUUCAGAAACGGCCGUACGUGUCCCGGCCGUCUUGCUCCGGAGAGACUCGGCCGCAAUUCGACGUCAGUACUGGAGUCAAUUGGGGUUUAGUUUAUCUCGUAGCGACUUGGAAAAGAGCACAGGACGGAAGAAGGAGCGUCGGGAUGGACUGAAAGUCCGGCUCAAUGACGUCAAGUGCACGAGUGAACAAGGUGCCAAGGGCGGGUUUUUCCAGUUUAUCGCGAGUUGGUACGCGCCAGUGACAGCUGUGACUGAAGAUGAUCCGAGUGUGCGGAAAGACAAGCGCCGAGCACAGAGUACGCGACAAUUGCGGUCGUCUUUGUCCCGCCAUUCCAUGUCGAGCAACGGCGACCUGAAUGACGUUCUCACGCGGCAAAAGGGCGUGCAGUUCAACCAAGAGGCCGAGCUGUUUUACAUCCCGCUGCACCGGGACUACUCGAAGCGCCAGCGCGAGUGCAUGUGGCCAACCCGUGCUGAGUUUAUUGCCAUGGUGGAGCGCAACCUCGACGCCGUGUACGACGAGAUGGAGCGCGAGUACGAGACGCAGCUCGAGAAUGAGCUCUUGGAGAAUGAAGGCAUGGCCCGCGAAGAAGCGCGACAGCGCACGAUCGAGUCGCAGCAGCGGAAACUCGAGGAAGCUGCAGCCACCGAGUCGCAGGGCAGUGUCUCCCCGGGCGCACGAAGUCGCAGUUCGAGCUCGACGUCGUCGUUGAUGGGGCCCAUGCUCACGUUGUCGCAGAAGCACGUGCUCGUGUCGCCACGCGCCCGUUCGUCACACGACCUUCGCUUUAAGUAUCUGAAGCACCUUGGUAUACACAGUUAG